This is a messenger RNA of Rhinichthys klamathensis goyatoka, 1912 nucleotides long. It is a transcript of the gene nfe2l2b, whose product is annotated as nfe2 like bZIP transcription factor 2b. Gene Ontology annotation, molecular function: RNA polymerase II cis-regulatory region sequence-specific DNA binding; DNA-binding transcription factor activity, RNA polymerase II-specific. Gene Ontology annotation, biological process: cellular response to oxidative stress; regulation of transcription by RNA polymerase II. Gene Ontology annotation, cellular component: nucleus. The transcript is spliced from 4 exons. The record is from RefSeq and is a predicted model, not a curated record. Bases 70 to 1764 code for a protein of 564 amino acids. NCBI's taxonomy places the organism in Eukaryota, Metazoa, Chordata, Actinopteri, Cypriniformes, Leuciscidae.
ACUACUGUUUCAGGGUGGAUAGCCAUUUACCCCAGAGAGAAGAGUUAAUUCACAAAUCUGUUGUCCUUUAUGCACACAAGGCUCUAUCAGCCUGUCUACACUUUAACACAGUUGCAUCAUCACAUUCACCACCCAGCUGUAGGCGAUUUGAUUGAUAUUUUAUGGAGGCAGGAUGUCGAUUUGGGGGUGGAACGAGAGAUCUUUGAUGGAUGCCUUCGGGGGAAGGAGGAGACCAUGAGAGCAAGAGAGAGAGAGUUGAAAAGAGAGAGAGAGCUUGAAAGGAUCAUGCAAAGGUUACAGAAACUUGACAAAGAGACUGGAGAGCUUUUGCCUAGUCCUUCAUCGGUGAACUCCCAGGCUGUGCCCUUCUCAGAGACGUUGCCGGCUACGGUGUCUACUCAGCAUUCUCCUGUUACCCAGAAUCCCCUGCUAUCUGCCCUGCUAUUCUCUAAGUCUCAGAAGCUUCCUUCUCAGGAGCAGGCUUUUAGUGAACUUCUGUCACUGCCAGACUUACAGUAUUAUCUGGAUGUCUUGGAGUCUGAGGGCUCAAGUUUGCCCUUGGAGGAUAUCACCGAAAUCUGCCACCAUCACCUGCCAGAACCACAGAGGGAAAACUCAACAGAUGCAUUAUGUGGCAUCAGUGAAGUCACACAGAUAAUAUCAGACUCUUAUGAGGUUGCUCAGCCUUUGUCAUGCAUGCCCUCUGACCCAUUAGAAGUCCUAAAAACAUGCAUACAGACGUUCUCAGAUCCUGCCAAUCUUACACCUUCACCUUCAAACACAAUUUACAGCUGUAGUACCCCUAAGAAUCAAGGAAUUUUAACUAAAUGCCAAACAAACUCAAGCGAUUCAACCCUCAGUGAGUUUUGCCCUGAUAUAAAUACAUAUACCAUCAAUACUAGCACAGUCAGUGAACCCGAACAAUUAAAUGGUGCGCCUGGAAGGAACGCUCCACAAAUGCUUUCACAAUUUGAGGAGCGUCACAUUCUUCUGGGUUUUGAUGACUCUGCUUCUGUUAGCUCUGUGGAUUUAGAGACAUCCCUCUAUGCGGCUGACACCUUAAGCAACGGCCAAUCAGAAAAGGAUGAGCUGGAGAGCAUCCAGUCAGAUUACAGCGAUCUGCUGCCUUUAUCUCUCCACUCUGAGACUGUAGAGGCAGCAAUGUAUGAAACUGCUAUGUGUGCACAACACCAAACUCAAAAUGAAUCAACACCUGAAUAUUCACAAAGAGAACCUCAGUCAAAUCUCACAACCACAAACAGAGCUGCAGGUGUCCGGCGUGCAUGUCGUGAUGAACAGCGAGCCCGAGCGUUGAGUUUGCCGAUUAGUGUGCAUGACAUCAUCAACCUCCCCGUGGAAGCAUUUAACGAAGCCAUCAGCUCCUGCAAACUUAACAACGCUCAACAUGCACUCAUAAGAGACAUUCGAAGACGUGGCAAAAAUAAAAAGGCAGCCCAGAGCUGUCGCAAACGAAAGCUGAAUAGUCUCGUUGAUCUCGAAGACGAGAUUGAGGUUCUGAAGAGGGAGAAGGAUAAAAGCAAGGAAGAAAAAGAGAGAAACACUAGAGAUCUUUGCGAGACGAAAGAGAAGCUCAAGAAUCUCUACAAUGAGGUGUUCAGACAGCUGAGAGAUGAGCAUGGAAACUCCUACAAUCCUAAAGAGUACAAACUACAGCACAGCACUGAUGGCACGGUUUACCUGCUGCCACGUAGCACAGCCAACAAGAACAAUUCACUGUCCGAGGAUUUAGCUACUGCUGUAUAACACACCUGAAGUACCUACAGCAAAGCUCUUUGGUUUUUGGUCUUUGUAACUUGACACAGCAGUGGCUUUGGAUUCCAGUUGUUGUGGAGUCAUUGGCCCUGUUUAUGUCAGGCAUUUACAUGCAUCUCUUUUGACCACUUGUGAUCAG